GCAUCAAAGGUACCAGCGAGCUCGAAAAGACUCACCACGAGCCCACACCACAUACCAACACCGGCAACAUCGUCUAUGACCCUGACACGGACACCUACACCAACGCCAAUUCAAAUCCGGACUCCAGUGGUGCGGGUGGUGGUAGUGGUGAUGGGAGUGCAGGCCAAAGCCCUGUGUGGGACGGGAUCAAGCUCGGGUUGAUACUCACGCUGAGUGCUGUGUUGUUGUUGGUGGUUAUUGGCUUCACUGUAAUCUUGUGCAAACGUAUACGAAAUAGGCGAGCACUAAAGGGCAAUGGCGAAGACUGGCAAUCUCUGAGUUCGGAUGCAGAUUUCGAGCUAAGGUAUCGCUCAGACGCUGUGCUGGAUGAUCUGGGUGACGAUGACGAUGUCGAACCACUGAAUUUGGGACAGGACGACGAAGGCAACUGGAUAGGCGACGACGGCGACCACAAGCUGAUCCAAGG
Molecule: messenger RNA, 466 nt
Organism: Sphaeroforma arctica JP610
Lineage: Eukaryota; Ichthyosporea; Ichthyophonida
Exons: 3
Source: RefSeq, a predicted model, not a curated record